AUGGCCAAGCUAGGUGGAACGAAGUUUACUUGGGUGAUAAAAAACUUUUCCUCUAUGAAAUCUAGAACUCGUGAUUCUGAUAUUUAUGAUAUUGGCACUACUGGCUACGACUGCUACCUUGAAGCUUAUCGCAGUACUGCAACCAAACUUGAGGGCUUGUGUAUUCGUAUUAUCUACGGUUCAUCUUUGCCUACUGAACGAAGAAGAUGCUUUAAGUAUCGCCUAACGUCAGUGAAUCAAUUUUCCGAAGAGCUUUCCAUAUUUGGAGAAGGAAUACAAUGGUUUAAUCCAUUGAAUUUGGACAUGGCUUAUACAUCAGUGUUUUUGGCUCAAAAAUUUCUUGGCAAAGAUAGUGGCUUCCUUGUAAACAAUCAAGUUAAGAUUGUUGUUGAAGUUGAUGUCCUUGAAGAUGUACCAGUGGAAACCGAGAUUACAACCAAACCUGAGACUAAUAUAGAGAAAAAUAAUAGCGCGGUUUCUAGCGUUUUGUUAUUGGAAGGUUCAUCAACAAUGGAAAGCGUUGAUGUCAAUGGGUUUCUAGUUUUUCCUUCACAAGUGGGAUCUGUGACGCGUAUAUUUGAGAAGCAUCCUGACAUUGCUGUUGAUUUUCGUGCAAAGAACCAACAUGUUAGGAGCGCAUGCAUGAGUUCCCUUCUCGGCUUAAUUGAGACUUUGUGCAAAUCACUUCACGAGCUAUCAAUUGAAGAUCUAAUUGGAGCAACCAUUGCACUCAAACAUGUGAAAGAUGCAGGAUUUAAGGUUGAUUGGCUGGAGAAGAAUCUGGAGCAAGUGAGAGCAAAAAAGUUGAAAGAGCUUUCAUAUUUGGCCAUGCUCAAAGAAACUGAGGAAAAAGCUCUAAAACUGAAGCGAAAGUUUAAAGAGCUUGAUUCUCUUGCGGAGGGGCAGAAGAAAAAGUUGUCAGCCACCAGAACUCCUCUGUCAUUCGAUGAUGUUGUUUAA
Eruca vesicaria subsp. sativa (arugula) is the source of this 960-nucleotide messenger RNA. NCBI's taxonomy places the organism in Eukaryota, Viridiplantae, Streptophyta, Magnoliopsida, Brassicales, Brassicaceae. The record is from the annotation of a GenBank genome assembly.